AUGAAGAGCCGCGCCAAGGGAAGUCGUGGAGCCAAGUCGAUGUCGGUCAAGUCGCGCAGGAGCUCCAAGCGCGCCAAGAGUGCCUUCGCCGGCAAGACCAUGCCCCCACCGCCUGCUGCUUCCUCUCCCAGCAGCUCUCCGCUUCCCAAGGCUGCUGCUGGGCAUCCUCCAUCGCUGCCCAAGAGCGGAGCAGGCGCAGGCGGCGCCAGUCCCAGCUCUGGCGGCGGCGGAGGAAGUCCCGCUCCCAAGAACUCCGUUUCCUCGGCUUCCUCUUCAAGUGGCCCUCCUGGCGGAAACAAUGGUGGCAGCCCAUCCCCGGGACAUGGCGCCAAGUCAACCGGUGGUGGUGGAGGAGCUCUGCCUUCGCCUGGAGCCAAGUCUUCAGGUGGUGCUCUGCCCUCUCCGGGAGCUAAAACAGCUGGCGCACUUCCCUCGCCAGCCUCCCAGCCACCUUCGCCCUCUACUCAAUCGCCCAUUGCGGGCAAGUAG
Messenger RNA from Rhagoletis zephyria (snowberry fruit fly), 489 nucleotides. The record is from RefSeq and is a predicted model, not a curated record. Lineage: Eukaryota; Metazoa; Arthropoda; Insecta; Diptera; Tephritidae.